Molecule: messenger RNA, 6537 nt
Organism: Ochlerotatus camptorhynchus
Lineage: Eukaryota; Metazoa; Arthropoda; Insecta; Diptera; Culicidae
Exons: 1
Coding region: 1-6537 (2178 amino acids)
Biological process (GO): DNA integration
Molecular function (GO): nucleic acid binding
Source: RefSeq, a predicted model, not a curated record
AUGUCAAGUCGCGGUUCGAAGUCCGAGGGUAGCAAGAGUGCACAGCCCAAACCGGUAGAGAGUGGUGUGGUUAGUGACAGUGAUAUGGAGAAUGGUGGUGAUGGUAGUGAUGAUGUGGUAGUGGUGGAUGAGACGGAGAAGACCGUCGAUGGUCAAACCUGUAGGAGCUGUGGAGGACCUGAUACCGACGAAAUGGUACAAUGCGAUCAGUGCGAUGGAUGGCAUCAUUACGAUUGUGUUGGAGUAACCGACGAAGUUGUCAACCAGAGCUGGAGUUGUACCAACUGCAAGACCGCAAAAUGGAUCCAGCGAACUACGACAACUUCAGGCAAACAAUCAACACCGAAGGAUACCAGAAAGGAGCACAAAUCGAAACGUACGUCGUCCGUUAAGGAAACUACAGCGACUACGCCUAUUCGUUCAUCUAGUGGUAAAUUUAAAUCCACUCACUCCGAGCCUGCGGUACUAUUCAUGGGUAAUCCACCAGUUCCAGAACCAAGUGGAUCAAAAAAGCGGUCAGGGCCAGCGCCGUUGGUGGAACCAGAUUCUGUUUCUCAACCGAAUAUUGGAAUGGGCAAACAGAAGGAGAAGCUUUUUGUGCCGUCAGUGGAAGGACUGCCCGAAAUUGAGUUGGAGAAGAAGUUUUCAGAAGUUUCGUGUUCCUCGUCGCAGAGAUCCGCUCGGAAUCGUGCCAAGUUGCAGCUACUGAGGCUGCAGGAAGAAAAGGAGUUCGAAGAACGGCAAUCAGAGCGACGCAAAAAGCAAGAAAAGGAGGUGGCAGAACGUCGGCGGUUAGCUGAAGAAAAAGAAGCGGAACGUCGGCGGGUAGCUGAACACGAAGAAGCAGAAAAGCACAGAGAAUUCCUAACCAAGAAGUAUAAGAUUCUGGAGGACUUGGCAAGUGAAAAGGGGUCAAGACGGAGUUCUAGUUCUAUCAUUUCGCGAAGUCGGGUGGAAGAAUGGGUGAAAACUGCGAGUCGUACUCAGUUGAAGACAGCCGAGCCUGCACCUGAUUCUAACGCUCAGGAACAGCUUCGUCAACAACAACGACAACAGCAGUUACAGCAGGAGCGGCUGCGGCAGCAAGAUCAACAACAGUUGCAGAGAGAAGACAAAUUCCGACAGUACCAACAGCAACAACGUCAACAACAGCUGCAACAGGAGAAACUUCUGCGGGAGCAACAGCAACAGUUGCAAAAGGAGGAAGACCGCGUCAACCAAUUGUGGGAAGAGCAGUUGAAGCAGGAAAGACGUCUGCUCGACCAACAACUAGCAAAUCGUAACCAAUUUAGAAAUCCGGUGCCUUCGAGACAGUUUCCAACACUGCAACCUACGACUGCACUGGCAAAUCGUGCAUCGGGUAAUCCCUAUCGAGAUUCGAUGCGCGGUCAAUCAGGACACUUCAGUCCAGGAACUCUACCGCAGUCAACGCAAGUUCAACCCGAAGCAAAUCAUCCGAGCAGCUCAACUGUGGAUCGAUCAGCUUGCAAUCCAGCGCGUGCUACACGACCUCUGAGAUCCUCGAGGAACUCCACGGUUAUGGAAGAUGACUACGACCAGUUUCAACUUUCACGCUCCCAAAUUGCAGCACGGCAAGCAGUUUCGAAAGAUUUGCCUACAUUUUCUGGCAAUCCGGAAGAAUGGCCGAUCUUUUUGUCCAUGUUCAACAGCACGACAGCUAUGUGUGGAUUCACGGAAGAGGAAAACUUGGUCCGACUGCAACGAAGCUUAAAGGGGAAAGCCUACGAGGCCGUCAAGUGCCGGCUAAUGCAUCCAGGAAACAUACAAGGAGUUAUGGAUACGCUGAGAAUGCUGUACGGUCAACCGGAAGUAAUUGUGCAUUCCUUGAUUGCAAAGAUAAGCUCGCUACCAGCGAUUCGCGAAGAUCGACUGGAAACAUUGGUAGAUUUCGCAGUGAGCGUUCAGAACUUUUGUGCUACAGUUGAGUUAUGCGGUUUGGAGGACUACAUGUAUAACGUCACCCUGUUACACCAGCUCGUCAGCAAACUACCACCGAAUAUCAAGCUAAGUUGGGCUCAACACCGGAAAACGCACCUAACGGUCAACCUGGUGACCUUCAGCGAAUGGGUCUACACUCUAGCGGAAGCAGCAAGUUCAUUAACGUUUCCUACAAUACCGCUGGAAACAAAGCCUGGGCGGAACGAUAUUCGUCGGAGCAAAAAGGGAGACACCUAUCUUAAUGCGCAUUCCGAGACAACAGUUCACCACGACAAGAAAUCAAAUACGUUUCCAAAGGCGGAAGUAGAUCCUGCACCAACACCAGCCAAGGAGGUGUGCCCAGUAUGCAAAGAGAACUGCAAAUCUGUGGACAAGUGCAAACGUUUUCGAGAAUUCUCCAGGGAAUCCAGAUGGGCUGUAGUGAGGGAGUGUGGACUUUGCCGCACAUGCCUUCGACAACACAAGGGAAACUGCAAGGCCAAACCAUGCGGCAAGGACGGAUGCGCAUACAGACAUCAUGAACUGCUACACAAUGACAACAAAGAAAAGAACACAACUCCGAGCGGAAAUCAACAGUCGUCCCAACCUGAAGCUGGUAGUUCCGGACAUGGUUGCAACAUACAUCAGACAACAUCAAGCUCUGUGUUGUUUCGCUAUCUCCCGGUAGUGCUUUCAGGACCUGGAAAGGAGGUACAUACGUAUGCCUUUUUGGACGAAGGCUCUGCACUGACGCUACUGGACCAAGAAUUAGCUGACGAGCUGAAGUUAGAUGGAACCUCGAGUCCACUCUGCCUUCGUUGGACCGGAGGAACUCAACGCUACGAGAAGAAUUCCCGUAUUGUCAAGCUUCACGUUUCUACAAGACAUCACGAAGCCAAGAAGUUCCAUCUGGAGGAUGUGCGAACAGUGAACGAACUAAAGCUGCCACACCAAACUCUAGAUUUCGAUGAGCUAGUGCGUUUGUAUCCGCAUCUUAAAGGACUGCCUAUCGAGUCAUACCACGACGCUCGUCCGCGCAUCCUGAUAGGAAUGAAGCAUGCUCAGCUGGGACUGACGCUGAAGAGCCGUGAAGGAGAGUUAGGUCAACCGAUUGCGAUGAAGACCCGGCUGGGAUGGACUGUUUGUGGAGGACUGUGUACCGGAGAGACGCCGAAUAUGUUCCAUUACACGUUCCACGUACGCUCGUGCAACGAAGAAUCCGACGAAAACCUACAUCUAGCCAUGAAGGAGUACUUUUCCCUUGAUAGUCUCGGGGUUAUAAAGCCAGCGAAGGUGCUUCUAGCGUCCGAAGAUGAGCGAGCCCAGUCACUUCUACAGUCCCGUACACGUUUCAACGGCGAGCGUUACGAAACAGGCUUACUUUGGCAAUACGACGACAUCCGUCUGCCCGAUAGUCGAGAAAUGGCACUACGUCGACAUCAGUCCUUGGAAAAACGAAUGGCGAAGGAUCAGCAGCUGGCGAAAGUACUGCAGCAAAAGAUCGCCGACUACACAACGAAAGGAUACGUUCGCAAGCUUUCCGACGAUGAAGUUCAGCAGCAAUCUACGCACACAUGGUUUCUGCCCAUAUUCCCAGUCACAAAUCCAAACAAACCUGGAAAAGUGAGGAUAGUGUGGGACGUUGCAGCAAAAGCUCACGGAAAGUCCCUGAAUUCUGCUCUAUUCAAAGGACCGGAUCUACUCUCGUCUCUUCUCGCGAUUCUGCUUCGAUUUCGCCUGCAUCCUGUUGCAGUAACUGGAGACAUCCGUGAAAUGUUUCAUCAGGUGCUGAUUCGCGAAGAAGAUCAACAAUACCAGUGCUUCUUUUGGACGGAUGAAGAAGGCAAUCUCGUUGUGUACGCAAUGAAAGUCAUGACGUUUGGGGCGUGCUGUUCUCCGAGUAGCGCGCAGUACGUGAAGAACAUUAACGCGGAGCGCUUCAAAAGUAACUACCCAGCUGCAUACGAAGCCAUCACGAAGUCACACUAUGUCGAUGACAUGUUGAUCAGCGUUGCAUCCGAGAAAGAAGCGAUUCAGACUGCGAAGGACGUCAGACACGUUCACGCACAAGGCGGGUUCGAGAUCCGGAACUGGAUCAGCAAUUCCAGACGGGUAACAUUGGCGCUGCAAGAAGAAAACACGAAGGAGAAAAGUCUUGAUCUUUCAUCAGAGUUAUCUACGGAGAAGGUCUUGGGCAUGUGGUGGAAUACAACAACCGACAGCUUCACAUACAAGGUUGGUUGGAAUCGCUACGACGGAGCUUUGCUGAAAGGUGGAAGACGACCCACUAAGCGAGAAGUUCUACGAGUCCUCAUGACUAUAUUUGAUCCGCUUGGACUGAUAGCGCACUUCCUAGCUUACCUGAAGGUCCUGUUACAAGACAUCUGGCGAUCCGGUAUUAGUUGGGACGAGGAAAUAGACAGCGACGCGUUCGCGAGUUGGCUAACCUGGCUGAAAGUCUUGCCAAAAGUCGAGAACGUACAGAUCGCUCGCUGCUACUGUUCCAGUUACCCAUUCACCGAAGCCGAUGAGGUACAGCUACACACCUUCGUUGAUGCCGGAAAGAAUGCUAUGGCAGCCGUUUCGUUUCUUCGCUUCGUCAGGGACGGGAAAAUCCACUGCUCCCUCGUAACCUCGAAGGCCAGAGUUGCACCGUUGAAGCUCACUUCGAUUCCUCGACUAGAGUUGCAAGCAGCUGUAAUAGACACACGGCUCGCUCGUACGGUCAUCGAAACGCUUUCCAUGCGGAUUACGGAAAAAUUCUACUGGUCGGAUUCACAGGACGUUCUGUGCUGGAUCAACUCUGACCAUCGACGAUACAGUCAGUUUGUCGGAUUCAGAGUCACCGAGAUUCUGGAAGUUACAGAAGCGCAUGAAUGGCGAUACGUACCAAGCAGACUAAACGUAGCGGAUGAUGCUACAAAGUGGAACGUGCAUCCUGAUCUAUCUAUCGCCAGCAGGUGGUUUAACGGACCUGACUUUCUCUGGUCAACCGAAGACAAGUGGCCGCAAUCUGCAAUCCGGAACGAAUCAACAGAUGCCGAGCUCAUAGCAAGUCUUUCAACCCACUACACUCUUCCAGAACCGAUCGUCUGCGCUGCGGACUACUCCAGCUGGGAACGAAUGAGAAGCAUAGUCGCACAGGUACAACGGUUCACAGCAAACUGCCGUCUCAAACAACAGAAGCUGCCAACUAAAACGGGAUCGCUCGCCGCAAGUGAAUUGGGCACAGCUGAAACGUAUCUGAUCCGCAUGGCACAGCAAGACGGCUAUCCUGAGGAACUUUCUAUCCUACGGAAUACGCCGCAAAUCGAGGGAGAUCUGCCAGUGCCGCUUCCGAAAUCCAGUUCGCUCUACAAGCUGACACCGUGGCUAGACGAACGUGGUAUAUUACGAAUGAGAACACGUAUCGCAGCAUGCCAGUACGCCACUGAAGACGCGAAGAAACCCAUCAUCCUACCUCGAAAGCACCACAUCACUACCUUAAUAAUAUCCCACUACCACAAUAGAUACCACCACCAAAAUCACGAAACAGUGAUAAACGAACUGCGGCAGAAAUAUCAAAUCGGCCGCUUACGCUCGUGCUUCAAACAAGUACGCAGAGAUUGCCAGAGAUGUAAGAACGAUGGUGCUGCACCGAAUCCUCCAUUCAUGGCCGACCUACCUCCUGGUCGCCUAGCAGCAUUCUCUCGUCCGUUCACGCACACCGGAGUCGAUUACUUUGGACCAAUUGAGGUCGUCGUCGGCAGAAGGGUCGAGAAACGCUGGGGAAUGCUGGCCACCUGUUUGACCGUCCGGGCGAUACACAUUGAAGUAGUCCACUCACUGACCACUAGCUCAUGCAUCAUGGCAAUCCGGAAUUUCAUCGCUCGGCGUGGCCGACCUCGUAAGUUCUACAGCGACCGAGGAACCAACUUUGUCGGAGCGGAGCGUGAAAUGAAGAAGCUUGAAGAAGUGAUCGACCACGAUGAGAUCAUGAAGGAGUUCACCAGUACCGAGAUUGAGUGGGUGUUCAAUCCUCCGCUGGCACCACACAUGGGCGGAAGUUGGGAGCGGCUAAUACGAACCGUGAAAAGUAACCUUAUGGCCGUCUGCACAACAAGAAAACCGUCCGACGAAGUGCUUCGAAACACUCUCACCGAAAUCGAGAGCGUGGUAAACUCCAGACCACUAACACACGUGCCGGAAGAUGACGAUUCUGCCCCAGCUCUCACCCCGAACCACUUCCUGCUCGGUUCAUCCAACGGAACGAAACCAUUAGUCACGAGUAACGACUGUCGUUUCGCCUUGAAGCAGAACUGGUGCACCUCUCAGAUUCUGGCCAAUUUGUUCUGGAAGCGGUGGGUCACCGACUAUCUCCCAGAAAUCACCCGCCGGUCGAAAUGGUUCCAGUCUACGAAGCCUAUCGCUACUGGGGAUGUAGUGAUCAUCGUCGACCCUAAGAUGCCCCGGAGUUGUUGGCCAAAAGGGAGGGUCAUCAACACAACCGCCAGUCGAGAUGGCCAGGUCCGGUCCGUGACCGUAAAGACAGCCUCCGGAGUCUACGAACGCCCAGCAGCUAAAAUAGCAGUGUUAGAUGUUAAGCGCGUCGAGCCGUAA